GAGAGUUUGAGUUCAGACAUGUAACUUAAGAAACGAGGUUUUUUUUUCUCUUCGGUUCACUUGAAACUCGGAAGUACAUUACAAAGUUAAGGAGGGCUUCAAUUUCAAUCAAUGGCCUCUAUUAAAGAAGAAGAAGAUGAUGAUGAAGCCUCUACUCCUUCCUCGCCAACGACUUUAUAUAAAGAUCCAGAUGAUGGGAGGCAGCGGUUUUUGCUUGAAUUGGAAUUUGUCCAAUGUCUAGCUAAUCCCACCUACAUCCACUAUUUGGCUCAAAAUCGCUAUUUUGAAGAUGAAGCUUUUAUUGGCUACCUAAAAUACCUUCAAUACUGGCAGCAGCCUGAGUACCUAAAAUUUAUAAUGUAUCCUCAUUGCUUAUUUUUUCUAGAACUUCUCCAAAAUGCUAACUUCCGCAAUGCAAUGGCACAUCCUGGCAACAAGGAAUUGGCACAUAGGCAGCAAUUCUACUUCUGGAAGAAUUAUAGGAGCAAUCGAUUGAAACAUAUUAUGCCAAGACCCCUUCCUGAACCCGUUGUUGCACCCCCUGCUUCUGCUCCACCUCAGCCACCUGUACAACCUGUGCCGCCUGCUCCAGCUACAACUAUUGCUGUUACGGCACCGCCUGCUCCAGCCCCUUCUUCUAUGCAGUAUGCUAUGCCCCAUGGAUCUGCUCUUGCAAAAAAUGAUAUGAGGAGUAGUGGGGUAGAGCGAAGAAAAAGAAAGAAAGAAGGAUAACUUGCCUUCUGUCAUGUAAUGACAGAGAAGGGGAAUCAGAGGUAAUGUUCAUGUCCCUCCACGUUUACGCAAUUGAAGAGGAAAUUGAUGCUACUUUUCUAUUAAAAAUGUUGAUACUAUGAUUGGCACCUUUGUAAUAACAUAAAGCCCAUUUGUUUCCUAUGUAUUAAUUAUUUAUUUAGAUAGCAUUUUGUCAAUUCUGAAUACACACAUUUACUAGAUCAAUUUUAUGCUUCUUGAAUGAUGUUCAAGUAUUUCAUGAUA
This is a messenger RNA of Quercus robur (English oak), 996 nucleotides long. Its product is annotated as mediator of RNA polymerase II transcription subunit 31-like. Gene Ontology annotation, biological process: regulation of transcription by RNA polymerase II. The coding region runs from base 112 to 732 and encodes 206 amino acids. Gene Ontology annotation, cellular component: mediator complex; core mediator complex. The record is from RefSeq and is a predicted model, not a curated record. The transcript has 7 exons. Gene Ontology annotation, molecular function: transcription coregulator activity. Lineage: Eukaryota; Viridiplantae; Streptophyta; Magnoliopsida; Fagales; Fagaceae.